Molecule: messenger RNA, 1125 nt
Organism: Fragaria vesca subsp. vesca
Lineage: Eukaryota; Viridiplantae; Streptophyta; Magnoliopsida; Rosales; Rosaceae
Product: pentatricopeptide repeat-containing protein At2g39230, mitochondrial-like
Exons: 2
Coding region: 1-1125 (374 amino acids)
Source: RefSeq, a predicted model, not a curated record
AUGAAACCAUACUUCCACUCCUCCCUCCUCCGCCGCCUCUCCCUCCUAAACCCCAACAAGCCCCUCUCCUCCCAACCAAACCCACUUCCUCCAACCCAAACCCAACUCCUCACCUCUCUCCUCUCCCACAAAUCCGACCCCAGUUCCGCUCUACACCUCUUCAAAACCAACCCAUCCUCUCUUCACUCCCUCCACACCGUCGCCGUCAUGCUCCACAUCUUAAUGCCCUUCCCGGAGACUCAUGCCCGCGCCAAAACCUUGCUUUACUCUUACGUUUCCGGCGGCUCCGGCCCUGCUCCGGCGCUGCUCGUCGACUCUCUGCUCGACUGCGCAAAGAGGUUUGAGUUUGAUUCAGUUUCUUCGCCGGUUUUUAGUUACUUGUUGAAUAGCUAUGUUAGAGCCGAUCGAAUAAGGGAUGCUGUUAACUGCUUGGAACGAAUGGUGGAGAUUGGGGUGUGUGGCAGUGUUGAAUGUAUGAACAUUGUGUUGAAGGCGUUGUUUCGGAGGAAUAUGUUUAAGGAAGCAAAGGAGUUGUAUGGUGGGAUGGUUGGGAGGGGAGUUGGUGGUGAUUGUGCUACAUUGCAUGUGAUGAUGCGUGUUUGUUUCAAGGAGGGGAAGCCAGGUGAGGCCGAGGAGUAUUUUCGGAAUGCCAGGGGGAGAGGGAUUGCUGCGGAUGGGGAGUUGUAUGAUGUGGCGAUCGGGGCUGCUUGUAUGAGUGGUGAUUUGUGUUUGGGGUUGGUGUUGUUGGAUGAGAUGAGGGAGAUGGGGUUGGUUCCGUCUGGGCGGAGUUAUACCGGUGUGAUUGGGGCUUGUGUGAAGAAGGGGGAUAUGAUGGAGGCGUUGAGGCGCAAGGAUGAGAUGGUGAGGUGUGGGGUGUCGAUUGAUUUGGUUGGUGCUACGAGCUUGAUGGAGGGGUAUUGUGCGCAAGGGAAGUUGGAUGCUGCUUUGGAUUUGUUUAAGAUGAUUAAGGAGGACGGGCUUGUUCCUAACAGAAGAACGUAUGCAACUGUGAUAGGAGGGUGCUGUAAGAACGGGAACAUGGACAAGGCAUAUGAGCUUUACACCCAAAUGACACAGAUGGGUGUUUUGCCUGAUGUUUUCAUUGCAAAUCAUUUGGGAGGGUAA